GAGUCAUUGAUUGUCACUUGUCAAUUGUUUUUUCCUUUCUUUGUUCUCUUCAACUUUUUGCAUGCUUUUGUUUAACUUAAAUCUUAUAGCUCGAAGAAAGAGGGAACAAAGAACAUAAGGAGGUUUUUGGUAUAUAUAAUUAUAAUUAAUUCCUAAGGAAUUUUGAAGGGAAUUAAUGGCAAAGAUUACUAGUCUAAUUGGAUCUGGGAUCAUAGCAGCCACUAACCAGGUCGGUUCCCGUGUAAAGCAUAUUCCUGUUGUUAGCAAUUUGCAGAAACAAAUCGUUUGCGAUCCUAAACAGAUUAGAUGGAGUAGCACUGAAACAUCUUUGAAGAAUGAUAUUUCAUCAGCUGACAUUAGAGGAUAUAAGGGACAUGAUAUGUUGGCACCCUUCACUGCCGGGUGGCAGACUACUGAUGUGGAUCCUUUAGUCAUACAAAAGUCCGAGGGUUCUUAUGUUUAUGACAUAAAUGGGAAGAAGUAUCUUGAUGCUCUAGCUGGUUUGUGGUGCACAGCUUUAGGGGGAAAUGAGCCUCGUCUUGUUGCCGCUGCAACUAAACAACUCAAUCAGUUGCCCUUUUACCAUUCGUUUUGGAAUCGUACCACAAAGCCUUCUUUGGAUCUGGCAACAGAACUCCUGGAUUUGUUUACUGCAAAUAAAAUGGCGAAAGCUUUCUUCACAAAUAGCGGAUCAGAAGCUAAUGACACUCAGGUGAAGCUGGUAUGGUAUUACAACAAUGCGCUUGGGAGGCCAGAUAAAAAGAAAUUUAUUGCUCGAAUAAAAUCAUACCAUGGAUCUACUCUCAUUUCCGCCAGUCUCUCUGGUCUUCCUGCAUUACAUCAGAAAUUUGAUUUGCCGGCUCCAUUUGUUCUGCACACUGACUGCCCUCAUUAUUGGCGCUAUCAUUUGCCAGGUGAGACGGAAGAGGAGUUCUCGACAAGAUUGGCCAAUAAUUUGGAAAAUCUUAUACUCAAAGAGGGUCCUGAAACAAUAGCUGCUUUCAUUGCCGAACCAGUCAUGGGGGCAGGAGGUGUCAUACCUCCUCCGGCAACCUAUUUCGAUAAGAUCCAAGCUAUAGUCAAGAAGUAUGACAUUCUUUUCAUUGCGGAUGAGGUUAUAUGUGGAUUUGGAAGGCUUGGGACAACGUUCGGCUGUGAAAAAUACAACAUUAAACCUGAUCUUGUCUCUGUAGCAAAGGCUCUUUCUUCUGGAUAUAUGCCAAUCGGCGCAGUCCUUGUAAGCCCUGAAGUUUCUGAUGUCAUAAAUUCUCAAAGCAACAAACUUGGUACAUUUUCACAUGGAUUUACUUACUCCGGGCACCCUGUCUCGUGUGUGGUUGCCUUGGAAACACUCAAGAUAUACAAGGAAAGAAAUAUUAUCGAGCAAGUAAACAGAAUAUCACCAAAGUUCCAAGAAGGUUUGAAAGCAUUCUCUGAUAGUCCCAUAGUCGGGGAGACAAGGGGAACUGGUUUGCUACAUGGUACAGAGUUUACAGAUAACAAAUCUCCGAACGAUCCUUUUCCACCUGAAUGGGGUAUUGGUGCAUAUUUUGGAGCACAGUGUGAGAAGUACGGGAUGUUAGUACGUGUUGCUGGUGAUAACAUAAUGAUGUCUCCUCCAUAUAUUUUGAGUUUAAAAGAAAUUGAUGAGUUGAUAGUCAAAUAUGGGAAAGCACUUAAGGAUACUGAAAAGAGAGUUGAAGAACUCAAGUCCCAGAACAAGUAAAAGCUGAUGGAAAAAAAAAGUGGAAAAAGAGGGGGAAAUUCAAGUCCAAUUGAAGUCAGUCUUUUAGCCACUCUCAUUAGAUGUGUAAUGUAAAUAAAUCAAUUAACUAUGCUCGUAUCUUAGAAUAGCUGGGAAAUCUUAUGUAUCUAUUUAGAGGAUUUAUCAUAGUUAGACUUGUUUUACUCUGAUCUUCAAUCUACAUCAAAAAUUUUUUUA
Molecule: messenger RNA, 1942 nt
Organism: Nicotiana tabacum (common tobacco)
Lineage: Eukaryota; Viridiplantae; Streptophyta; Magnoliopsida; Solanales; Solanaceae
Product: gamma aminobutyrate transaminase 3, chloroplastic-like
Biological process (GO): biotin biosynthetic process
Molecular function (GO): S-adenosyl-L-methionine:8-amino-7-oxononanoate transaminase activity; pyridoxal phosphate binding
Source: RefSeq, a predicted model, not a curated record